ACAGUAACGUCACGUUCAUCCGAACUUGCGCGAGCUCUCUCGGGACCGGAGUCCGUCAGGCAUCAUGUCCAACAAUAACGCGAGCAGCAGCAGUGUGGCUGGGGCGCAGAGAGCCGUCAAACAGCUCAGUCUGGAGGCCAAAAUACGACGAAUUAACGUUUCUCAAGCUGCCACAGACCUGAAGAACUUCUGCCUGCAGAACGCCCAUAAAGACCCGCUGCUGUUGGGUGUGCCGUCCAGCGACAACCCCUUCCGGCCGCCCAAGUCCUGCGGCCUCCUCUGAACAACUCCUGUCUGAUCACACAUAGAGCUGGUGAAGUGCUCAGAUGAUGGGGCUGCCUUCGAGUGUCUGUUUCUACUUUUACACCACUCCAUAAAGACCUGAAAUACUACACACACUACUUAGCAAGAAAUAUUUCCCCUGUAUUAAUUUCCCUCAAACUCAUUUAAUAUCUGCACAGUUGCUGUCUAUUUUUAUUAACUUUAUUAAUGCUGAAUUUACACCGUAUAGUACAGUCAACUGUAAAAGCGAUGACACCCCCAUGUUUUCAAAGUAAAUUUAUGUACAAAACACUAUUUUAUUUGUAAUGCAUAUUUUAUAAAACAAAAAGAUGAAGAUUGUGUUAAGUUUUCCCUUGUUUAUGUGGAAGGAAUGGACAAAUUAAACUAUUAGAAUAUUUUUCUACUGUAUCUAACUUAUGACCUGCAAGAUUUGGUUUGAAGGUCAUUUGUAAACACUGUUAGAUGUCUUCCUUUAUCUGAAGCCCAUCUGAGGUCUGGACUGAUGAGCUGAUGAGUUGAGUCAGGUGUGUUUGAUGAGGAAGACGUUCAAUUUGUGCUCUGUUGAGGAAACCUUUAUUACCUACUGAAUUAACAUGUUCAAAUUAAACCUUUAUUCCCGUUUCACUGACUUUUUGUUUAACUGACUUUAAAAAAAUAAAGUGUUCUUGAUCAUUUA
This is a messenger RNA of Carassius auratus (goldfish), 958 nucleotides long. Its product is annotated as guanine nucleotide-binding protein G(I)/G(S)/G(O) subunit gamma-10-like. Gene Ontology annotation, molecular function: G-protein beta-subunit binding. NCBI's taxonomy places the organism in Eukaryota, Metazoa, Chordata, Actinopteri, Cypriniformes, Cyprinidae. The transcript has 3 exons. Gene Ontology annotation, cellular component: heterotrimeric G-protein complex. The record is from RefSeq and is a predicted model, not a curated record. Gene Ontology annotation, biological process: G protein-coupled receptor signaling pathway. Bases 65 to 283 code for a protein of 72 amino acids.